AUGAAGAGCAAACGCGCAAGAGAGACCGCCGAGGUCGACGAGAAGCCUGUCUCGAUUGACGUCGAAGCCCCUGCCAAAAAGCGCAAGCGCGAGGAUGAUGGCGCCGACGUGAAAAAGGCCAAGAAGGAGAAGCGAGACAAGAAAUUCAAGAAGGAAUCGCGCAAAGAACGCAAGGAGAAGCGCAAGGAUCUACAGGAUCUCCCCGAACAAGACGACGAUGUCGAAGAUGCCCAAGAUACCCCAAUGGCCGGCGCAGACGACAAGCCCGCCGAUACCACUGCAGAUACCGAAAAGUUUGCAAAGAAGGACAAGAAGAAGGAAAAGAAGGCCAAGGUCGAGGAGCCAAAGGACGCCAGUGCCGAUACCGAUGCCGAACCCAAGGACGAAUCUAAGAAAAACAAGAAAAAGAACAAGAAGCAAAAAUCCGCAGAGACAACCACAAAUGGCGAGUCUGCCGAGGCAGAAGCGACUGCUGAAAAGACCGACGGCAAAGCCGACCGUCAUAUUGUCUUUGUUGGCAACUUGCCCUUUACCGCCACCGCUGAAACCAUCAAAGCCCAUUUUGCCUCUUUGGACCCCGUGGGAGUCCGCUGCAUGAGCGAUCCCAAGGACUCAAAGCCCUGCCGUGGUUUUGCUUUUGUCGAAUUCGCCAAGGUCUGGCACAUGCGAACAUGUCUUGACAAGUUCCACCACUCCGAGUUUACGGAUGGUACAUCUUAUCCUCGUCGCAUCAACGUCGAGCUAACUGCUGGUGGAGGCGGAAAGACAAAGCAACGGCAGGAAAAGAUCAAGGAGAAGAACGUCAAACUAAACGAGAACCGCGCCAAGCGUAUCGAGCGGGAGAGAAUCGCAAAGGAGGAGAGCAGCAAGGCCAAUGCCGACAGACGUCCAGCAGGCGACGACGGCAUUCACCCCAGUCGACGUGCCCAUAUUCCUGGCAAGCGCUAA
Fusarium graminearum PH-1 is the source of this 948-nucleotide messenger RNA. RefSeq lists its product as uncharacterized. The transcript has 2 exons. NCBI's taxonomy places the organism in Eukaryota, Fungi, Ascomycota, Sordariomycetes, Hypocreales, Nectriaceae. Bases 1 to 948 code for a protein of 315 amino acids. Gene Ontology annotation, molecular function: RNA binding. The record is from RefSeq and is a predicted model, not a curated record.